UUUCUUUCUUUCUUCUUGAUUGUAACAAAGAGAAAUGCCUUCUGAUAAUACCAAACUUAAGUCUACUUUUUUGUCUUGGUUGUUUCAUUCAGGCAAAGAAGAAUCAAAAGAAAGCACCAAGACAGAGAUCCAAUGUACCGCAGAACCCUCUGUUACGUCCAUACAAGUAGAAAUACCUAAUCGUCGACAAAGUCAUUUAUAUACACCUUUUCAUGACAGCGAUGAAGCCUAUGUAAAUAAACGAAGAUCAUUUUAUUCAACACAACUCUCGACUAUUCCAGAUAAUGCCACACUGUCGACUUCUUCUUUAACUCGAUCAGCCACUUGGCAGCCAUCCAGUCAUCAAACUCAGGAACAAGUAGAUAAAAUACCCGCCCGAAGAACAAGUAAAAACUACAGUGAGGAUCCUGAAGUUCAAGCCAAGUUAAAUGCUGUAUUAAACAGUGAAAAGACUUAUUAUUUGAGUUAUAUGAUACAUCAACAAGAUAAAAAGGCACUCUAUCGUCGUUCUACACCACAAAACUUGUGAUUUGUAAACUGUUGUAGUUACACAACACCGUAUUUUUAUAGUAAACAUCAUAUACCUCCCUUUAAUCCUCUUGAAAGAACUUUAACAUCGAUUGUUGGGUAAAUCAAAAAUUCUGUAAGAAGGAGAGAAUGCAGUGCAACAAAGACUGUAGAUCACAUAAAUCUCCUUGAAAAAAAAUAGACGGGUACUCUGUGCAUUUUGAUCUACGUUUU
This is a messenger RNA of Gilbertella persicaria, 741 nucleotides long. RefSeq lists its product as uncharacterized. Bases 35 to 529 code for a protein of 164 amino acids. The record is from RefSeq and is a predicted model, not a curated record. NCBI's taxonomy places the organism in Eukaryota, Fungi, Mucoromycota, Mucoromycetes, Mucorales, Choanephoraceae. The transcript has a single exon.